Molecule: messenger RNA, 2091 nt
Organism: Miscanthus lutarioriparius
Lineage: Eukaryota; Viridiplantae; Streptophyta; Magnoliopsida; Poales; Poaceae
Source: the annotation of a GenBank genome assembly
AUGGAUGGGGAUGAAGAGAGUGAUGCUACGGAUUGUCAGGAUGUUAAGGAGCUGGGUGCCUAUGUUCCAGCAGGACGUUUUGCUGCAAGUGGAGGAUUUCGCAAUUCAGCUGGAAGCCAGAGCAAACUUGCCGCCUCAGAUCAAGUGGUUUGUGGCCGCCACAAUGGACAGAUGGAUAUGGUUGCGGUUAUGGAGCGCAAGAUGAUGCAGCUGCUGCAGGCAGUUUUAGCAGCAGAAGCAAGUGGGGAAGAAGAGAAGGUGCACCUGGUGGUGUCGAUGGAUGAUGGUCACAGACUUCAACAGGCUCUGCAAUUCGUUCCGCCGCAGAAGAAAGUAGUCCUUGUCCAUAUCCACCGGCCAGCAAUGAUGAUACCAAUCCCAACCAUGGGUGGCGCAGUACAUGCAAGCAUACUUAAAGAUGACAUUGUGAGAGCCUUUAGGGAAGAGCAGAGGGGUCAGGCUCUUCAAGCCUUAAAGGGCUACGAGGAAAUCUGUACUCGAGCAGAGGUUCCAGCAGAGAUACUGAUGAUUGAGAACGACAAUGUGGCAGGGGGGCUUUUGGAACUCAUUGCAAACCACAAGAUCAAGACUCUGAUCAUCAUUGGUAUCAGCAAAAGUUGGGUAAACAGAUCGAAGAGAAACCUAGCAGCAGCUUUGCAGAAAGGCACUGACCCGACUUGCAACAUCUUUCAGCAGGAUGGAAGUGUCUUUGCUUUUGAAACAAAAGGGACACCUUCUUCCAUAAGCAGUCGCCGCUUCUCCCUCUCAUGCAGCAGUGGCAGCAGCCCGUCUCCUUUGUUGUGGGAUUCAUGUAGCACACCAUCUUCUGUCUUCUGGCAUUCAAGGAGCACACUUGAUAGUUUGGACCCUUCACAACUGGAUGACCCUUCUCUGGAGAAUGCUGGUUCCAUAUUUGAUGAUAGCAGGCUCAUUGCUAUCCUUGGUCAUGAGUCAAUUGAUGCUUUGAGGGAGCUAGCCCACCGCCCGAAUUUGACUGAAUGUUCACAAGGAUGGCACCAGGCAUUUCAAUCAAAGAACUCUGAGAUAUCUAGUGGAUGUCAAUUGAUUGGCGGCAUCGAUUUGGUCCUUGGAGCAAACUCUGAGAAUUUUGGGGAGGAAUACUGGAAGACCAUCAAUGGCUGGCCUGCAGCAUUUGAGCUUAUUGUUAGGGUUCUCAACACCACGCAGCAACAACAUAGCCACAACAGCAAUGUUCCUGGGGAGAGGAAGACACCAGAGAAGCUAUUUUGUAUACUAUACAUGCGCAAAGCAAUUGUUGAUUCAGAUUCCUCUCUCAGGAGAGUGCUUCCUGCAGAUUUUGUGAGUAAGGUAGACAGAGUCAUCACAGUACUGAAUGAUUCAGCAAGGGGAAUACUUCGAGAUUUUAAAGUGUUGAUCCAGAACUAUAGCUCGCAGAAAGUAGAGCAGGACGGAAGCAUCUUACUGAUAACCAGGUAUGUCAUGAAAUACAUCAGAUUGCUGGUAAAGCAUGCUGGCUCGCUUGAUCCCAUUUUGGGCUGUGGUCAAAACAGCGACUUGUUUGAGGGAGUAAGCUUGACAGGUCAUCUAGUACGUGGGCUUAUUAGUGACCUGAACAAUGUUGUUGAAGAAAAAUCUAGGUUAUAUGCUUCUCAACAAGGACUCCGGUGUACAUUCUUGAUGAACAAUGCUCAUUUUGUAAUCCAGGAGGUCGAGCAUUCGGAUAUACAGCUGAUACUCGGAGCUGAGUGGCUUAAGCAGCGCAGGGAUGAAUUUGAUACGUACAUGAGGGAUUACAUGUCCUCGACAUGGGAAAAAGCCACAUAUCAUUUGACAGUUGCAGCAAGUCCCCCUCAUAAAAGACUUAGACCUGGCCUCCUUGGUAUCUUCCACACAAACGCAAAACCACGUUUUGAUUCUUGUUUCAAGGAAACCUGCGACUCUCAAAUGCACUGGAAGGUGCCGUGUCCAGUUCUCCGGUCCAGGAUUCGUGAAAGCAUCUUGGAGCAUGUUGUUGAAGCCUACCAGGUGUAUUUGGAAACUCUGAACCAGCCUUCGAUAGGAAGUGCUGGGGAUUUGAAGAGCAGAGUCAGUGAAUUGUUUGAAGGGUGA